UCGGAGAUUUGAAUGCUUGCCUUGUAUAUAUUGCAAUCAGAAGUUCAUCCUUGUAUCAAACACGGCGGGUUAGCAGUCUGUGCGUCGUAACUUCCACAGAGAGUAGAUAAAUUCAAUAAAACACAAACAAGUUUGUUGUGUCGAUCUUCUACAUCCCAUCUCAGAGCAGAAAGACAGUCCACUAAUUGCAAAUAAACAAAAUGCGUGAAUGUAUCUCAAUCCACGUUGGACAAGCCGGUGUUCAGAUAGGUAAUGCUUGUUGGGAGCUGUACUGUCUUGAACAUGGAAUCCAGCCCGAUGGUCAGAUGCCGAGCGACAAGACUCUUGGUGGCGGUGAUGACUCGUUCAACACUUUCUUUAGCGAGACCGGUUCUGGCAAGCAUGUCCCUAGAGCCGUGUUUAUCGACUUGGAACCUACUGUAGUCGAUGAAGUACGAACAGGUACCUAUCGUCAGCUUUUCCACCCUGAGCAGCUUAUCACCGGUAAAGAAGAUGCAGCGAACAACUAU
Messenger RNA from Actinia tenebrosa (Australian red waratah sea anemone), 509 nucleotides. Its product is annotated as tubulin alpha-1A chain-like. The record is from RefSeq and is a predicted model, not a curated record. Gene Ontology annotation, cellular component: microtubule. Gene Ontology annotation, molecular function: structural constituent of cytoskeleton; GTP binding. Lineage: Eukaryota; Metazoa; Cnidaria; Anthozoa; Actiniaria; Actiniidae. Gene Ontology annotation, biological process: microtubule-based process.